Messenger RNA from Scomber scombrus (Atlantic mackerel), 3335 nucleotides. It is a transcript of the gene plekhh3, whose product is annotated as pleckstrin homology, MyTH4 and FERM domain containing H3. Gene Ontology annotation, cellular component: cytoskeleton. NCBI's taxonomy places the organism in Eukaryota, Metazoa, Chordata, Actinopteri, Scombriformes, Scombridae. The transcript is spliced from 13 exons. Gene Ontology annotation, biological process: signal transduction. The record is from RefSeq and is a predicted model, not a curated record. The coding region runs from base 513 to 2870 and encodes 785 amino acids.
UUCGCUCCUGUACAGAGGUGCGCUUCUGGGUUACUUACCAAAUGUUUAUAAACAUUUUUUGGCAGCAACACCGUCAAUGUUGUUAAAUGGAUUCAGCUCGACGUGCUUUUCCUCUUCUGUGCCAUUAUUUUGGGGGAAAGUAAAUCAUUUUUGUUGCACUUUGGUCGCACUCUCGUGAAGUUGUUUCAGGGACAGCAAGGUGUCGUGUGCGAAGCAACCGGAGUCCCUGGAAGAGGGGGAGGAUUUUCCUUGAACCAGUUUUGCUGGAGUAUAACUGCUGUCAUGUACAGUUAACUAACUAGACAACUCUCUUUUUUACAGCCUCUUUGACAAAAAAAAAAGAGGAUAGAGUAAGCUUAUGCUACCCCUCAUCCUCCUCGCUGGAUAUCUAUGGAGAGGGUAUCCUGUAUGCUCUCACGCAGCUCUUGGACUUACUUGUGGCCGAGACAGCACCGUGAAUGUUGAUUUCCCCGACCUGGAUAGCAGAAGACGACACACUUAACCUCAUUUGAAUGCCUUUGCAAGGGGUUUGCUGGUUUCUGUGCUGCAGGCAGGGCUUCAGUUUGCUGGGACGGGACUAUGGGGAGAAAGAGGAGGAAGAGUCUUUUGAAUUGCGCAACAAGGAGGACUUGACUUCCAAUGGACGGAGUCCAGCUGAGGUGACUGUUUCUCAACCAACUUGCACAGCCAACGGAACAAAUGGGCACACUGUCUCAGAAGUCUCUGACGAGAUGAAGAGCCUGAUCAUUGAGAAGAAUAAAAUGGGCCUGGAGGAAGAUCCAGAACUGCUGGUUAAAGGAUGGCUGUUACGGGAGGUGCGAGGUAACUGGAUCAAGCAGCGGCGGUACUGGUUUGUGCUGAGCCAAGACUCCCUCGACUACUACAGCGGACCAGAGAAGGGAGCCCGCAGACUGGGCACGCUGGUCCUCACCAGCCUCUGCUCUGUCAUCUGGCCAGACAAGCAGACCUACAAAGAGACGGGCUACUGGAGCAUCACAGUAUAUGGGCGGAAGCACUGUUACAGGCUGUACACCAAGCACUUCAACGAGGCUGUGCACUGGGCAUGUGCCAUCCAGAAAAUCAUUGAUACCAAAGCUCCCGUAGAAACGCCAACGCAGCUCCUGAUCCGAGACAUUGAGGAGAACAAGUUCAACCCCGAAGUAGUGGAACACAUUUACCAGCACAACCCAAUCCUCAAGUACACCCAGGGUCCCCUGUACGCUCCUCUGCUGCCCUUCCCCUACGGCAGCCUGGAGCACACAUACCACAACGGGAAAGGGUAUGGCUCGGUGCGUGAGGAGGCCGUGAAGCUCUUCAACUGCCUGCAGCAGCUGGAAUCAGCACGGGAUCCAGUUCCAAUCAUCCAGGGCGUGCUGCAGACCUGCCUGGACCUGCGGCCCCUCCGCGACGAGGUGUACUGCCAGCUAGUGAAGCAGACCAGCUACACGCCUGCCCCUUACACUGCUGCACACCUCCGCUACUGGCAGCUUCUUACGUGCAUGAGCUGCACCUUCCUGCCUGGGCCCAACGUGCUCAAGUAUCUGCGAUUCCACCUCAAGAGGAUCCAGAGCCAGAGUCCUGAGUCUGAGAUGGAUAACUAUGCAUCAUUCAUCAGCGAGGCUCUGGAGAAGACCAAGUGUCGGGAGUGUGUGCCAUCCUGGGAGGAGAUCCAGAUGCUUAUGAGCAGACAGGAGAUGUUGUGCACUGUGCACUAUCCUGGCCCCGGAUCCUGCCAGCUCUACAUCAGCUCACACACUACGGCCAAUGAGGUGGUGCGAAGGAUGCAGGAAAAGCUCGGCCUGCAAGAGAGCAAAAACACAUUUGCACUGUACGAGCAGAACGCACUGUGGGAGCAGCCGGUUGCGGGCAGCGCUCUGAUCGCAGACAUCCUGACCAGCUUCUCCACCAAAGAGUCAGAAUCUAAAUCCCAAUGGAAACUGUGUUUCAAGCUCUACUGCCUGUUGGAUGCUGACAGCAUAUCAGUGGACAGCAUUGAAUAUCUUUUCCUCUUUGAGCAGUGCCAUGAGAUGGUGGUCCGUGGCCAGCUGCCAGCCUGUGAAGAGGACCUCCAAGCCUUGGCUUCCCUGAGACUUCAGUGUCUGAUGGGUGACUUCAGCACACAUGCACCCUGCCCGCCUCUGGAUGAGCUUUUCCCGAGUCAUAUGCUAGAAGCUCAGGUUCUCAUGUCCCUUUCCGCCCCACAAGCCCUGCCCCCCUGCCAGGUAGCAGCUCAGGGCUGCCCCACAACGCAGCGCUUCCCGACGGGCCUCCUGGCAGGAACGCUGUGGAGCCACACAGCUACAGCAGCGCACAAGCAAAAGGUGGAACAAGACAUGCGCCUGCGGAGUCGGCUUAAGGAGGAGGCAGCAGCUGUCAUGGGAUCCAUCUUGGAGCGUUGGAAAGGUCUGGCCGGCUAUAGCCGAAUGGACAGUAUGGCCGCCUACCUCACAAUCGCACGCCAGUGGUCAGGCUUUGGAUGCACUCUUUAUGAAGUGGACUUUUAUAUUAGUUCAACAGGGAGUUUUUCCCAGAAGCUGUGGCUUGGUGUAGCUGCAACAUCCGUUUCUUUAUAUCGGCAGGGAGAGGCAGAGGCUCUGGAGUCCUUCCCUUAUGGCCAGAUCUGCUCUUACGGUGUAUCUGACAGCAACACCUUCAAGAUCACAGCUGGGGAUCGGGAUCUGCUGUUUGAAACAACCAAGCUGACUGAGAUCAUGCAGCUGAUGAAUGCGUAUUUCAGUGCCAUCCGUCGCCAGCGAGGGAAAGGGGAAGAUGUGGACAUCACCAUCGCAGAGAGCACAGAGGUGGGCUUCCAUCACCUGGCUUCGACGCAGAUGCCCACCCUCCUGGAGCUGCCGUCGCACCCUGUUUGAGAAGGACCCAUACCCGGACGCCCCCAAAACCUCCCCACCGUCCUCCUCCACGUGGCCCUUAUGAGGCCCAGCCCCAGCCCUCAGGACCCCGCGCCUCCUCCGCUGGGAACGGCACAGCAGCCAAAACAAAGAGAGGGCUGUUUUCGCUCCCCGUCCAUGAAAAUAAACCGUCACUGAGCUUUACAGCUGAAGGAGCUGGCCGAUGCAGAGGUGGAGGAGGGGACGGGAAGGCAAGGGGUUCUGUUUUGCAAGUGAGGCCAGAAACCCACAGAAACCAGUGCGGUUGCUGAUGAGGUGUCACACACCCCCCACUCCAUCCUGUCACGCAACCACCUCUGUUACUCUACAUGGCAACGCAGCCUACCCCAACCUCACCCCCAACCCCCCCUUGACAAUGUGAGACGUUGGUGUGAGCCUUGCUACAUCAGGAAGAGAUAGCCUCAUAAGAGUUAGAACUCAUAGCAA